Anneissia japonica is the source of this 578-nucleotide messenger RNA. Its product is annotated as late histone H2A.2.2. The record is from RefSeq and is a predicted model, not a curated record. NCBI's taxonomy places the organism in Eukaryota, Metazoa, Echinodermata, Crinoidea, Comatulida, Comatulidae. Gene Ontology annotation, cellular component: nucleosome. The coding region runs from base 15 to 392 and encodes 125 amino acids. The transcript has a single exon. Gene Ontology annotation, molecular function: structural constituent of chromatin; protein heterodimerization activity; DNA binding.
AGUUAUAAGUGAAUAUGUCUGGACGCGGUAAAGGAGGAAAAGCUAAAGGAAAGGCUAAGAGCCGAUCAAGCCGUGCUGGACUUCAGUUCCCAGUCGGUCGUGUCCACCGAUUCUUGCGAAAGGGUAACUAUGCAUCUCGUGUCGGUGCUGGUGCCCCAGUCUACAUGGCUGCCGUACUCGAGUACUUGACUGCUGAAAUCUUAGAGUUAGCUGGCAACGCUGCCCGUGAUAACAAGAAGAGCAGAAUCAUCCCCCGUCAUCUCCAACUUGCCAUCCGUAACGAUGAAGAGUUAAACCGUCUUCUCGGAAGUGUGACCAUCGCACAGGGAGGUGUAUUGCCAAACAUCCAGGCUGUACUUCUGCCAAAGAAGACCCAGGCCAAGUCCAAGUAGAUUUUUAACCAUCUAUCUUCUCAAACCAAACGGCUCUUUUCAGAGCCACCAUAUGUAUAAAAGAGAUUUGAAAGUCGUUAUCGUCUUCUUUUUGUCAUUCUUCAUUUGAUUAUUUUGAUAUGAAAGAAAUCACUAUUCUUUUCUAUCUAGGCCUAUUUUAAUUUUAAUUUUGUUAUGCCUUUUCAA